GCUUAAAUUACGGAAGGCUGAAAACCCGAUUCACUCGAGUGCACAUGUACUCAGACCAGACAAAACGCACACGUUUCAGUCAGCCUUCCAACUCGUGUAACAUGCACUUUGUUUAGCCUUUGCACCCAGAAACAGUCUUGUUUCCAACCAAACACGCAUUGUUGUAUCCAAGCAACAUUCAUUUUUCCGGACAACUCUCGCCAAACUUCCAACAUUUCUGCUCAGUUUACGGACUUUGCACAUUUACAUAAAACCAUGUUUCUUGUUUCCAGGGUUUGCUUACGCAAACCCUUCCAAGGAAAAACCCCCUUCAUCACCGUUUCGUGAUAUAAAAAUGAGGCUGUACAACGCUAGAAUCGCCUUCGCUUUGGCCAGUAAAAGCGCCUGUGGCAAAGGCCUGUCUUGUUCUUGCUUCAGUCUUGGGUUGGGAAAUCGUGCGUAGAAACUUUGCGUUCGGUCUAGGAACCUGUUCGACUCGCGUGAAUUAAUCUUUCGCGGCUAAGUUCCGAGAACCCACAGACUUCGAGAUUGUCAGUUACCGUGCCGUGCGAGAAAUAAUUCUGAGUCUCGUUCGUUCAUCCGUCUAGGAGAGUUGGUAUCACAUUGUUAGAACCUGACGUAUUCAAGAGGCAGUAUUCAACAGUGGCGACGAAGUAUUUGAACCCAUGGCAGUUGCAUAUAAUGAGUUUAAAUUACUUUUGGAGCACCAGAUUGCUUUAAUGACUGCCUUAACGGAAAAACUCUCCAGUUCUUCCCUUCAAUCAGGUUCCACGGGCAGCACUCCUUCGGUUGACAAUAUCUGCAGCAGCAUCUCCGAAUUCCUGUAUGACCCUGGCGCUCAAAUUACCUUCGAGUCCUGGUAUAAGCGGUACGAGGAUCUGUUCACCGUUGACCUGGCUUCCCAGGCUGACGCGUGGAAGGUCCGGCUGCUUCUGCGCAAACUGGGCACGGUCGAGCACCAACGUUAUACAAACUUCAUCUUGCCAAAGAAGCCCCGCGAUGUUCCCUUUGGUGAAACGGUCCGCACGUUGUCGCAGAUCUUUGGCGAACAGUCCUCGCUGUUCAAUGCCCGGUACCAAUGUCUGCAGCUGACCAAACGAGAUGCCGAUGAUUUCGUCACAUACGCGGGCAUCGUCAAUCGGGAAUGCGAACGGUUCCAGCUUGGCUCGCUCACAGAAGACCAGUUCAAGUGCUUGCUUUUCAUUUCUGGCCUCCGGUCCGCCCAUGAUGCCGACAUCCGAACGCGCCUCCUAUCCAAGCUGCAGCAGGACAGCACGAUCACACUCCACAACCUGGCCGAGGAGUGUCAAUCGCUGAUCAAUCUGAAACACGAUUCCGCGAUGAUCCAGAACGCUUCCGCGCCUGGUCUGGUCCAGGUGGUCGCAGCCCCCAAGCCGCAACCUUCUGAGCGGCUCUCCCAACUCAACCGAGCGAAGUCCCCACCCUAUCCGUGCCGAUUCUGUGGUGCAGGCCAUUUCCACCGAGAUUGCAACUUCCGACAGCAUCGAUGCCAACGUUGUGGCAGGGUGGGGCACCGUGAUGGAUACUGCUAUCCUACGUCGCACAAGGGAGCCAAACCUGGGCUGGCCCCCACCCGCAGACCCGCACAACCCAAGGGGACCAAACCUGGCCUGGCCCCCACCCACAGUCAAAAGAAGAGGUCACGAUCCAGACGCAAACCCAACACUGGCCCGGUUGGCAGCUCCAUGAGCUUGCUGGCCACAUUCCAAGUCAAUGCGGAUCGCAGGAAGUUCGUCGACGUCCAGAUUAAUGGCCAGACCGUCCGAUUGCAGUUGGACACUGCUUCGGACAUCACGAUCAUCUCCGAGAAACUCUGGCGAUCCCUUGGUAGUCCACCAGUCCAGCCAACCCUUCAAUCCGCCACCAGCGCCUGUGGUGGCCACGUGCAGCUAACUGGGCAGCUGCAUUGUACCGUCUACUUUCGAGGUGUCACAUUCGACGGGAUCUGCUACAUCGCCAAGGCAAACCUCAAUCUACUUGGUCUCGAUUGGCUCGAACAGCUUGGCAUGGCCGAUCUACCUCUCCGAACCAUCUGCAGCGCGGUACAAUCUCUGGCCGUACCAACUGACGAAACCGAUGACCUCAUCCGACAGUUCGCCUCAGUGUUCCAAGAUGGUCUUGGCCGCUGUUCACGCACCCGCGCCGUGUUACAGCUUGCUCCCGGAGCUCAACCGGUAUUCCGUCCUAAAAGGCCGGUCCCAUACGCAGCCUUACCAUUGGUCGAUGCCGAACUUAAACGAUUGGAAGAUAUGGGUGUCCUGGUACCGGUGUCCUACUCUGCUUGGGCAGCCCCAAUCGUUGUUGUCAAGAAACCAAAUGGAUCCCUUCGCAUCUGUGCCGACUUCUCUACGGGCCUCAAUGCCGCUCUACAACCGAACUGCUACCCAUUACCAUCACCAAACGACCUCUUUACCAUACUCAAUGGCGGGACGUGUUUUGCCAAAAUCGACCUGGCAGACGCAUACUUACAAAUCGAGGUGGCUCCGGAGUCGCAACCGCUUUUGACGAUCAACACACACCGCGGUCUCCUUCAGUACACCAGAUUGCCGUUUGGCGUCAAGACCGCACCAGCCCUAUUCCAGCAGACAAUGGAUACAAUGAUCGCUGGCAUUCCAGGAACGGCCGCAUACCUGGAUGAUCUCCUUAUUGUUGGUCGCAACCCAGAAGAAUUGCGAGAACGUCUGGUCUCGGUCUUUAAACGGAUCCAGGAAUAUGGUUUCCGCCUGAGAGCCGAUAAAUGCCAAUUCUUCCUACGGUCAAUCAAGUACCUCGGCUUUGUCUUCGAUGCUAAUGGCCGUCACCCCGACCCCGGAAACGUCGAAGCCAUUCACCAGAUGCCACCUCCCAACGAUAUUCAUCAACUGCGCUCCUUCCUUGGUCUCAUCACUUACUACAGUGCUUUCUUACCAUCACUACACGAUGUACGGGCCCCUCUGAAUCAACUGUUGCAAAAGGAUGUUCCUUGGCACUGGUCCCCCGCAUGCGAGAAGGCCUUCGCGCGCCUGAAAACUAUGCUCAGUUCUGAUCUGCUGCUGACACAUUACGAUCCAGCCCUACCCAUUCUAGUCGCCGCCGAUGCCUCCAAUUACGGAAUCGGAGCGGUCCUCUCCCAUCGCUUCCCCGAUGGUUCCGAGAAAGCGGUCAUGCAUGCCUCCCGCACGUUGACGUCCGCAGAGAAGAACUACGGUCAGAUCGAGAAAGAAGCCUUGGCUAUCGUCUUUGCUGUUAAAAAGUUCCACAAAAUGCUGUAUGGUCGACAUUUCACCUUAUUGACCGACCACAAGCCGUUGUUGUCCAUCUUUGGCUCCAAGAAGGGUAUUCCAACGUAUUCAGCCAGUCGACUUCAACGAUGGGCCGUCAUCCUUCUCGGUUACGAUUUCGAAAUCCGUUUCUGCCGCACUCAGGAUUUUGGUCAAGCUGACGGUCUCUCACGCCUCAUCCCCAAACAUACGGUAAAUGAAGAUAUCGUGAUCGCCGCUGUCGCCGUCGAAGAAGAUGUUCGUCAUCAGCUUUCAGACACUAUCCGCAGCCUUCCACUUACAGCCGCCGACAUACGUCGCGAAACUGCACACGAUCCGGUUCUCCGCCAAGCUAUCGCUUACGUUCAGACACGCUGGCCUAACAUUACCUUCUCAGGAGAACUCAAGCACCUAUUCCAGCGUCGGGACUCCCUCUCUGUCGUCGACUCCUGCCUUAUGACCGCUGAUCGAGUCAUAGUUCCUGUCCACCUUCGACAAGCCGUGCUCCGUCAGUUCCAUUCUGCACACCCUGGUAUCAGCAGAAUGAAGGCAAUUGCUCGCAGUUUCGUCUAUUGGCCUGGGAUAGACAGCGACAUUGAAGAUUUGGUUCGCCGUUGCUCCAGGUGUCAACAAGCAGCCAAGAUGCCACAGCACCAACCACCAGUUCCCUGGCAACCAACAGAGAAACCGUGGUCUCGAGUACAUAUCGAUUAUGCUGGUCCAAUUGAUGGUACCUCCUAUCUGGUCCUGGUUGAUGCGUACUCUAAAUGGCCUGAAGUCGUACCAAUUAAUUCUCCGACUACCACCGCAACAAUAACUUGUCUCCAACGCAUAUUCAGUCAACAUGGAUUCCCUGAUGUUCUAGUGUCCGACAACGGAACGCAGUUCACGUCAUCCCAAUUUGAGGAUUUUUGUCGCUCUCACUGCGUGCAGCACCUCAGAUCACCACCCUAUCAUCCACAGUCUAACGGUCAAGCGGAACGUUUUGUCGACACUUUCAAGCGAGCGCUCUUAAAGGCUCGAGGGGAGGGAACUACAGAAACAAUUAUUCAGGCUUUCCUGUUCGUCUACAGGACCACACCUAAUCCAGCAGUUCCAGGAGGGAAAUCACCCGCCGAAGCAUUGAUGGGUCGGAAACUGCGCACAACACACGACGUACUAAUCCCAACAAAAGUGCCACCGGUGAAAUCCAAAAUCAAAACCAAGUGCAAAGGCUACGCUGUUGGAGCUCCGGUCUUUGCCCGUGACUACCGGGCUGGUCACCCACACUGGAUCGAAGCUACAGUAACGGGUCAUCGUGGUAGUAUGCUAUAUGAUAUCGUUGUAGGAGACGACACCUGGGUUCGUCAUCAAAACCAACUUCGACCGCGACAUGGAACACUCAAAAAACCAUCUCAGUCGACCGCAAAAACACCCCUGCACAUACUAUUGGAUACUUUCGGAAUUCCAGGGCAACAGACGGAAAGUGUGGAACUCGCACCGCCGAUUCCUCCUCGCAGAUCACAACGCAUCCGUCGAACAACCGAAAGAAUACAGAUCGACCCGAAACUCAAACGGUAUGUUCAAACUUAAAGGGGGGAUGUUAUGGGGACCCAACGUCCCUAUAAUUAUUAAAGGCUUAAAUUACGGAAGGCUGAAAACCCGAUUCACUCGAGUGCACAUGUACUCAGACCAGACAAAACGCACACGUUUCAGUCAGCCUUCCAACUCGUGUAACAUGCACUUUGUUUAGCCUUUGCACCCAGAAACAGUCUUGUUUCCAACCAAACACGCAUUGUUGUAUCCAAGCAACAUUCAUUUUUCCGGACAACUCUCGCCAAACUUCCAACAUUUCUGCUCAGUUUACGGACUUUGCACAUUUACACAGAACCUUGUUUCUUGUUUCCAGGGUUUGGUUACGCAAACCCUUCCAAGGAAACCCCCCCCCUUCAUCUCUGUUUCGUGAUAUAAAAAUGAGGCUGUAGAACGCUAGAAUCGCCUUCGCUUUGGCCAGUAAAAGCGCCUGUGGCAAAGGCCUGUCUUGUUCUUGCUUCAGUCUUUGGUUGGGAAAUCGUGCGUAGAACUUUACGUUCGGUCUAGGAACCUGUUCGACUCGCGUGAAUUAAUCUUUCGCGGCUAAGUUCCGAGAACCCACAGACUUGGAGAUUGUCAGUUACUGUGCCGU
This is a messenger RNA of Dicrocoelium dendriticum, 5424 nucleotides long. Lineage: Eukaryota; Metazoa; Platyhelminthes; Trematoda; Plagiorchiida; Dicrocoeliidae. The record is from the annotation of a GenBank genome assembly.